Molecule: messenger RNA, 396 nt
Organism: Metarhizium brunneum ARSEF 3297
Lineage: Eukaryota; Fungi; Ascomycota; Sordariomycetes; Hypocreales; Clavicipitaceae
Gene: mrpl38
Product: mitochondrial 54S ribosomal protein uL14m
Biological process (GO): translation
Cellular component (GO): mitochondrial large ribosomal subunit; ribosome
Molecular function (GO): large ribosomal subunit rRNA binding; structural constituent of ribosome
Source: RefSeq, a predicted model, not a curated record
AUGAUUCAAUUAAAGACGAUGCUUAACUGCAUCGACAACUCGGGCGCCGCCCUCGUCGAAUGCGCCCUGGUCGUUGGUCAAAAGCGGCAUGCUCGCAUAGGUGACCGGAUCGUCGUUGUCGUCCAGGAACAAAGAGGUGCUUCGUCCUCUGGUAUGGCGGGCAUCUCAGCCGCCGCCAAGGUCAAACGCGGCGAUAUUCGACACGCCGUUGUAGUGCGAACCAGAUACCCUACUCAGCGACGUGACGGAUCCGUGGUCCGCUUCGACGACAAUGCGUGCGUCUUGCUCAACAAGUCUGGCGAUCCGGUGGGAUCACGAAUCAAUGGUGUCGUUGGCGCAGAGUUGAAGAGGAAGAAGUGGAGCAAGAUUUUGUCCAUGGCGCCUAUGCAAGCAUAA